AUGGAAUAGUGAAGGAGAAGAGUGAAGUGUCCCUCCAAAACAGAAGGGAGAAAAGGGAUAACACAUAACAUGAGGUCCUCUUUUGUCCACCCAAAUCAGAUAGAUAACACAAACAAAUACACAUUCGCAAACCCUUCCUUCUUCUAUCCUCUUCUCUUUAGUCUUCACUCACUCACAACGCAAACUCUCAUUCUUCAAUUCUUUGCAACGCCCAAUGGCUAUUUCAAUUUCUUCUUCAGCAGCUUCAAAGCUCACAUACCCUAACAACCCCUAUGCAUCUUCCUCUCUCUCCCCCUCACACUCUUCCAAUUCCCUUUUUCUCAAACCCCACACACACUCCACAACCCACCUCUCUUCUUCCUUCAUAAACCCCUCCACAAUCCUCCACCUCACCCCCACGCCCUCCGCCGCCACCACUCUCCGCCGCUCCCUCACCGUACGCGCCGCCCGGGGCAAGUUCGAGCGCAAGAAGCCCCAUGUCAACAUCGGCACCAUCGGCCAUGUCGACCACGGCAAAACCACCCUCACCGCCGCCCUCACCAUGGCCCUCGCCUCCCUCGGCAACAGCGCCCCCAAAAAAUACGACGAAAUCGACGCCGCUCCCGAAGAACGUGCUCGUGGCAUCACCAUCAACACCGCCACCGUAGAAUAUGAAACCGAGAACCGCCACUACGCCCACGUCGACUGUCCCGGCCACGCCGACUACGUUAAAAACAUGAUCACCGGCGCCGCCCAGAUGGACGGCGCCAUCCUCGUUGUCUCCGGCGCCGACGGCCCCAUGCCCCAAACCAAAGAACACAUUCUCCUCGCCAAACAAGUGGGUGUCCCCAACAUGGUCGUGUUCCUCAACAAACAGGACCAGGUCGAUGACGAGGAGCUUUUGCAACUCGUUGAAUUGGAGGUUCGUGAGCUUCUCUCCUCUUAUGAAUUUCCCGGCGAUGAUGUUCCCAUUAUUUCUGGUUCCGCUUUGUUGGCUUUGGAAGCUUUGAUGGCUAACCCUGCAAUCAAGCGUGGUGAAAACCAAUGGGUUGAUAAAAUUUACGAGCUUAUGGAUGCUGUGGAUAGCUACAUUCCCAUUCCUCAGCGCCAAACGGAUCUUCCCUUCUUGCUCGCCGUUGAAGACGUGUUUUCGAUCACCGGUCGUGGAACCGUCGCCACCGGCCGUGUUGAGAGGGGUACUAUUAGGGUCGGAGACACGGUUGAUAUUGUUGGUGUGAGGGAAACUAGGAACACCACUGUCACUGGGGUGGAGAUGUUUCAGAAGAUUCUAGAUGAGGCCAUGGCUGGUGAUAAUGUGGGUUUGUUACUUAGAGGUGUUCAGAAGACUGAUAUUCAGAGAGGGAUGGUUUUGGCUAAGCCUGGAACCAUUACUCCUCACACAAAGUUUUCAGCCAUUGUGUAUGUCUUGAAGAAGGAAGAGGGUGGCAGGCACUCUCCGUUUUUUGCCGGUUAUAGGCCUCAGUUUUACAUGAGGACUACGGAUGUUACUGGCAAAGUGACUGCCAUUAUGAAUGACAAGGAUGAGGAGUCCAAGAUGGUGAUGCCGGGAGACCGUGUUAAGAUGGUGGUUGAACUCAUUGUUCCUGUGGCUUGUGAACAGGGAAUGAGGUUUGCUAUUAGAGAAGGAGGCAAGACUGUUGGAGCUGGUGUUAUCCAAUCCAUCAUUGAGUGAGUUGUUGGGAGAUUGGCAUCCCAAAUACAUGACGCUUACCGGGCGAACAAAGUAUCUAUCGUUGGCUUGUGCAAUUGAAUUUUGCCAUUUUACACAACUAUAUCUGUUUUCUUUUGUUUUGUAGGUUUCUAGAUUAUGUUUAGUCAAGCUGGAUAAUGGUUUUCCAUUGCCUUGUUUGA
Molecule: messenger RNA, 1851 nt
Organism: Abrus precatorius (Indian licorice)
Lineage: Eukaryota; Viridiplantae; Streptophyta; Magnoliopsida; Fabales; Fabaceae
Product: elongation factor Tu, chloroplastic
Exons: 1
Coding region: 215-1672 (485 amino acids)
Biological process (GO): mitochondrial translational elongation
Cellular component (GO): mitochondrion
Molecular function (GO): GTPase activity; translation elongation factor activity; GTP binding
Source: RefSeq, a predicted model, not a curated record